Talaromyces atroroseus is the source of this 1425-nucleotide messenger RNA. RefSeq lists its product as hypothetical. The coding region runs from base 1 to 1425 and encodes 474 amino acids. The transcript is spliced from 5 exons. NCBI's taxonomy places the organism in Eukaryota, Fungi, Ascomycota, Eurotiomycetes, Eurotiales, Trichocomaceae. The record is from RefSeq and is a predicted model, not a curated record.
AUGGCUGAACCGCCCCGGCAAAAGCGAAGGAGAAGCCUGGUCCAAGACGCGAGAAAGCUGCAAAGACUCGCCUCAACGGGUGAUCCGGAAAACCCAUCGUUCCACGCAAACGCCUUGCUGUCGACUCCUAAGAGUUCUGCACACAAGGCUUACGCGGUAAGUCUUGCCUUGUUUUCCAGAUUAGCGCCGACAAUGCUCAUUGCAGUGCGCAGGCUUGCGAGACCUGCCGCCACAAGAAGCAAUGCCGACGUAAUGGCGGUCUUGCUGGACCGGCUUGACCAGGUGGAGAGGACAAUUGAAGGGCUGCACCGCAAACUGGACUAUCAGCGAGCAGAACCCGGAGAAAGAAGCGCAGAGCUACGGAAAAUGCCUAUUCCAGGAAAUCUAGACAAUGGGGUCACAUUCCCACCGAGGCAGAUGCUAGGAAAGAAGUUCUCUAGUGCCAACUCUAUAAGGCCAGAUAUCGAGUUUGACGAGAUUCUAGAUAGCGGGCAAGGCUAUCCAACCCCGAUGCCACAUUCUCGGGGUGCGUUGAUGGCCCGCGAGGAAAUAAGACCACCCUUGCCGGACUUGUUAGCUACUACGACGCCGACUGAUGUUAUGGAUUUGAUGCCCUUUGUAGAUGACUUUCUCGAGCACCCCCGGGCGCUUUUUCCUCUCACGUGCAAGUCUACAGCAUACAAUGUGGCCGGCAUUGUACGAUCAGAGGGAUUGCUCACCAAUAUACGUUCGUGCUAUGCGCUAUUAAUGGUUGCCCUUUCAAAGGCCUUCAGUGACUGCUCUUCAACGGAAAGUGGCCUGUCAGACUUUCAGCUUGCAAACUCGAUGCUUGGCCGAUUGAAUGCUCAACUAAGCUUAGAAUAUGUCCAAGUACUCAUAUUGUCCUCGCUAUUUCUGCUGAAGAAGGGGCGAUUAAUAAACUUCUCCAUGGCACUGCAUACGGCAUGCACCUCCCUUUAUACUUUGAUCCUGAGAGAUAAUGCCGCGGGCGUUCAGCGGAACAAAACAGAACGAAAUAACAUCAUGGCUAGCUACUGGAUUUGCUACAAUCUCGAGCAUGAAUUGAUUCUCGAAAUCGAUGAAACACUUUCCCAGAGUUCUUUGUGUCUACUCGAAGAGAAUUUCCCCUUACCGCUUGGAUGCGACAUUCCUCACAACGCAAACCUACCACCACGCAUUCGUGACGAGAUCAUGUUAUUCAUGGCAGAGAUGUCCCUAAAGAGGAUCUUGAACCGGGCCCUUACAACAUCCAAACCAACAGCUUACUCCUUAGACACCUCUACACCUAGCCAUUCCCAAGGUUCGACUUUGAUUUUGGAACUUCAAAAUCAAGUCCACGAUUGGCUGGUAUGUUUCACACCAAUUCUAGCCAAGUAUGAGACUGACCUCAUCUCAUUCUAUGCACAGGGUAUUACGCGCGUUUAA